Messenger RNA from Raphanus sativus (radish), 1191 nucleotides. RefSeq names its product uridine/cytidine kinase UKL1, chloroplastic. NCBI's taxonomy places the organism in Eukaryota, Viridiplantae, Streptophyta, Magnoliopsida, Brassicales, Brassicaceae. Gene Ontology annotation, molecular function: ATP binding; kinase activity. Gene Ontology annotation, cellular component: chloroplast; cytoplasm. The coding region runs from base 56 to 982 and encodes 308 amino acids. The record is from RefSeq and is a predicted model, not a curated record. The transcript has 10 exons.
UUUUGUCAGGUCAAUGCUUGUGAUGUUAUAAUUUUGGAAGGGAUUCUACUUUUCCAUGACUCACGAGUUCGGGAUCUGUGAUAUGAAGAUCUUCGUUGACACAGAUGCUGAUGUGAGGCUUGCUCGCAGAAUCAGGCGUGACACGGUUGAGAGGGGUAGAGAUGUUGAUUCCGUUCUUGAACAGUAUGCAAAGUUUGUGAAGCCCGCGUUUGAUGAUUUUGUGCUCCCUUCAAAAAAAUAUGCCGAUGUGAUUAUUCCCAGAGGAGGUGACAAUCACGUUGCAGUUGAUUUGAUUGUGCAACAUAUCCACACAAAACUUGGGCAACAUGAUCUCUGCAAAAUCUACCCAAAUGUUUUUGUUAUCCAGUCAACAUUUCAGAUAAGAGGCAUGCAUACACUUAUUCGAGAGAAGGACAUAUCAAAACAUGACUUCGUGUUUUACUCAGAUCGUCUCAUUCGUCUGGUUGUGGAGCAUGGUCUUGGCCAUUUGCCAUUCACUGAGAAACAAGUAGUUACUCCAACAGGAGCUGUGUAUAGCGGUGUUGAUUUCUGCAAGAAGCUCUGUGGGGUCUCAGUCAUUCGAAGUGGUGAAAGCAUGGAAAACGCUUUACGCGCAUGCUGCAAAGGGAUUAAAAUAGGGAAGAUUCUUAUUCAUCGUGUGGGUGACAAUGGAAUGCAGCUUAUAUAUGAGAAGCUUCCAAGUGAUAUCUCCGAGCGCCAUGUCCUGCUUAUGGAUCCUGUUCUAGGCACAGGUAACUCGGCAAGUCAAGCGAUAGAACUACUCAUACAGAAAGGAGUUCCUGAAUCCCACAUUAUAUUCCUCAAUCUUAUCUCGGCUCCAGAAGGAAUACAUUGCGUCUGCAAACGGUUUCCAUUGUUGAAGAUUGUGACAUCGGAAAUAGAUCUGUGUAUAAACGAAGACUUUCGGGUUAUACCAGGCUUGGGUGAGUUUGGUGAUCGCUACUUUGGUACUGACGACUAAAAGUACUUUUGUUUGGGAAAUCCGGCGCAAUGGUUUGUCGUGUCUUUGUGUGUGUAAAGUCUGUGUGUAUGGCCAUAAAGUUGCGACCAUUUUAUCAUUACCUGAAAACACCACGGGAUCAUUUGGAGUUUCUUGGGUUUUGUACAUAGUUUGAUUUCGAACAACAGACCCCGUUAACACACUUUAUUCAAUGGCGUGUUUUAGUCUAA